This is a messenger RNA of Beta vulgaris subsp. vulgaris (sugar beet), 1545 nucleotides long. Its product is annotated as E3 ubiquitin ligase BIG BROTHER-related. Gene Ontology annotation, biological process: negative regulation of organ growth; protein ubiquitination. Lineage: Eukaryota; Viridiplantae; Streptophyta; Magnoliopsida; Caryophyllales; Amaranthaceae. Gene Ontology annotation, molecular function: ubiquitin conjugating enzyme binding; ubiquitin-protein transferase activity. The record is from RefSeq and is a predicted model, not a curated record. The transcript has 9 exons. Bases 616 to 1317 code for a protein of 233 amino acids.
UGCUACACAAUUUCUACCAAAAAGCUUCACUUUUGUUAAUCAAAUAUUAUUACUGUCCAUUUUCCUCUUUUUUACACUAAAAUUUUCCAAAAUCUUGACUUCCAGUUAAUCUUAAUAUCUUCUGACUCUGAGAGAGAAACUGUUAAAAAAGACUGAGGAACCCCAAAUCACCAGAAACACAAAUUAUUGAAACAUCCCAAUUAUUUCUUGUAAUCUCGUGAUUUUGUGGUCAAUAUUUCCAGAACCCAUCACUCCAUUGUUGUCCAUCUCACUAAAUUCACUAGAUAUAAUGGCACCAUUUGGGUUGAGGUUCUGAUUCUACGCUUCUCCUCUGUUGGUAGUUGUCUACCUUAUACACUUUAAAGAACCGCGGUUGUUGGAACUUGAAAGUAGCUGAUUGAUAGGAAUCUGUCUUCGACUUCAGACAGAAAGGAACCUUUAGUUUGAGGUGCUGUACUACUCUUUUCUCAUCUUUGUUCUUGUUUUCUUGGUAUAUCCGAGUUCUAAGUCCCAUCACGAUAUCGAUGAGCAGGAAGAAUUCUUCAAAAAUCGACGUUUGUAGUUACCACUUCGAAUAGGAGCUUUUCAAUAGCACUAUUCUUCGAACUGGACUAAAUGUACGAGAUGGGUAGCCAGUCAUGGGAGGACGGUCAUGUUCCACCCGAGGUUAAACAAAAUUUGGAAGAGUUGUUCCCUGGCCUUACUAUUGAGGAGGCUCUUCAGCAUCAGGAAAGUCUUUACCAGUCACUGAAGAUAAGCUGUGUCGAUCAAACAACAAGAUCUUCUGACAAUGAACCAAGCAGUAGCCAUGGUCACUCAUGGGGAGAAUCAUCAUCAGGAAGUGGUGAAUAUGAUUUGGCUCUAGAUGAAGCUGUGGCUAGAUCUUUGCAAGAGUUGGACUUGGAAGACGAAGUUGAUCAUGUUGCUAUUUCAGAAUCACUCCCUACUCCUUCCAGGAACACUGAACAUGCUCCUGUUGGCGCAACCGUCUCGGAAGCAUAUCAGGAUGAAGUUGAUCCAGAUCGGAUGACUUAUGAGGAACUGCAGUCCUUAGGGGAUGUAAUUGGCAGUGAGAACCGAGGAUUAUCUAAGAGGGAGAUAUCUAGUUUGCCACGUUACACGUACAGAUCUGGUUUUUUCUCAAAGAAAAUCGAUAUUGGAGACUGCGUGAUAUGUUGUACAGCAUAUAAAAAUAGGGAUUCUCUAAUCACUCUGCCCUGUGUGCAUCGGUAUCAUAAAGAUUGUAUAGAGCCUUGGCUGGUGAGAAAUAAGAGUUGCCCUAUAUGCAAAAAGGAGGUGAAGUUUUCUGUUGAUUGACAUAACCAUGAAUCGCGCACGUUACAACCACCAUUUUGUUGCAAGUUCUAUCAAAAGCACCUAGUCUUGUAAAAUCGGGUUGUUUUCUUUUUGAUUGUUUGUAUAAUUAAGGUAGAAAUUUCUUUUUGUUUUUCAUUUUUGGCAAUUGGAGAUUGUUGUGGUUGUAUUUAUAUAUGUGUAUGAAAAUUUGAGUAAUAUAGUAAGUAUAUUGAAGGGUGUAAAGUCCAA